AUGAUGCUCGGAUCUCUCAGAUAUGGGACAACAGUGGGAUUGAUUUUAAUAAACGCGAUGGUUCUUGCGACACUAGCCACGGAGGAAGGGAUAUUUACUAAUCAUCUCUUGGUUCAGUUGCAUGAAGGUGUACAUGAUGAAGCGCACCAACUUGCUACAGAGCACGGGUAUCACAGCGCUCGGAAGCUUCCCUUUGGAGAGGGACUUUUUCACUUCUACCCACUGGACACCGCUCCGAGGAGGACCAAACGCAGCCUUCACAAUAGACAGCGUCUGGAGAAGGAUCGCAGGGUAAAGAAUGUUUUGGACCAGGAGGGCUUUGGAAGACAGAAGCGAGGCUACAGAAGCAUCAACGAAAUUGAUAUAAAAAUGACCGACCCCCUGUUCAGCAAACAGUGGUAUCUGAUUAACACAGGCCAGGCUGACGGGACCCCUGGACUGGACCUCAACGUGGCAGAGGCUUGGGACCUGGGAUACACUGGGACAGGCAUCACCAUAGCCAUCAUGGACGAUGGGAUUGACUAUCUCCACCCAGAUCUGGCAUCGAACUACAAUGCUGAGGCCAGCUAUGACUUCAGCAGCAAUGACCCAUACCCAUAUCCCCGCUACACAGAUGACUGGUUUAACAGUCAUGGAACAAGGUGUGCUGGUGAGGUGUCUGCAGCCGCCAACAACAACAUCUGCGGAGUGGGAGUGGCAUACAACUCCAAGGUGGCAGGGAUCCGCAUGCUGGACCAGCCCUUCAUGACAGACAUCAUCGAGGCGUCCUCCAUCAGCCACAUGCCCCAGAUCAUUGACAUCUAUAGUGCCAGCUGGGGGCCCACCGAUGACGGCAAGACGGUAGAUGGCCCCCGAGAGCUCACUCUUCAGGCCAUGGCUGAUGGAGUCAACAAGGGGAGAGGUGGAAAAGGCAGUAUCUACGUGUGGGCCUCUGGAGACGGUGGUAGCUAUGACGACUGUAACUGCGACGGCUACGCCUCCAGCAUGUGGACCAUCUCCAUCAACUCGGCCAUCAACGAUGGUCGCACGGCCCUGUAUGACGAGAGCUGCUCUUCCACCCUCGCGUCCACCUUCAGCAACGGCCGCAAGAGGAACCCGGAGGCAGGAGUGGCCACCACUGACCUGUAUGGAAACUGUACCCUUCGUCACUCCGGAACAUCAGCAGCAGCUCCUGAAGCAGCCGGAGUGUUUGCCUUAGCGUUGGAGGCCAAUCCUGACCUGACGUGGAGAGACAUGCAACAUCUGUCCGUGCUGACCUCCAAGAGGAACCAGUUGCAUGACGAUCUGCACCAGUGGCGGAGGAACGGUGUGGGCCUGGAGUUUAACCACCUGUUUGGAUACGGAGUGUUGGAUGCUGGUGGCAUGGUCAAGAUGGCCAAGGAGUGGAAGACUGUCCCGGAACGUUUUCACUGCGUGGCUGGAUCAUUGCAGGAAGUCCAUAAGAUCCAGUCGGGUGAAAGGCUCAUCCUGACCAUCUCCACUGACUCCUGUCAGGGCAAGGACAACUUUGUCCGUUACCUGGAGCACGUUCAGGCCGUGGUCACCGUCAACGGCAGUCGCCGCGGCGAUCUCAUCAUCAACAUGACCUCCCCCAUGGGGACGAAAUCCAUCCUGCUCAGCCGCAGACCUCGGGAUGACGACGCUAAGGUGGGCUUCGACAAGUGGCCCUUCAUGACCACUCACACCUGGGGAGAGGAUCCCCGCGGGACCUGGAUCUUAGAGGUGGGCUUCCAAGGAGACAAGCCACAGAGAGGAGCCCUGAAGGAGUGGACCCUCAUGCUGCACGGAACUCAAAGUGCCCCUUAUAUAGACCAGAUAGUACGUGACUACCAGUCCAAAUUAGCCAUGUCCAAAAAGGAGGAGCUGGAGGAGGAGUUAGACGAGGCUGUGGAGAGGAGUCUGAAGAGCCUGCUGAGUAAAAACUAGCUGACGUGGCUCAGUAAACACGGUGCGGUCCGGGCCGCUCUUUCUCUCUCCUUCUGUCUUUCUCUCUCCUUCUGUCUUUCUCUCUCCUUCUGUCUUUCUCUCUCCUUCUGUCUUUCUCUCUCCUUCUGC
This is a messenger RNA of Esox lucius (northern pike), 2055 nucleotides long. It is a transcript of the gene pcsk2, whose product is annotated as proprotein convertase subtilisin/kexin type 2. Gene Ontology annotation, molecular function: serine-type endopeptidase activity. Gene Ontology annotation, cellular component: Golgi membrane; trans-Golgi network. The transcript has 12 exons. The record is from RefSeq and is a predicted model, not a curated record. Gene Ontology annotation, biological process: protein processing. Bases 1 to 1926 code for a protein of 641 amino acids. Lineage: Eukaryota; Metazoa; Chordata; Actinopteri; Esociformes; Esocidae.